ACAAUGUCUUCUUCGUCUACGAGGGAGACUUCUGAGUCGUCAUAUAACUAUGAGUCAGAAGAAGGACAAAUUCAAUGUCUAACCUCGAAACAAUAUGAUUUUACUUCGAGCUCAUCUGACGAAUGGGUUGCUGCUUUUAAGGAAAAAUGUAAAACGUCAACGCCAGAAAAUGGCCAGUCUCGAUUACCCGACGGAACAGGAUCCAGGGGGUGUAAACGGCAAAACAGCUGUGAAGAGGACACUCUCCCAAACUCUGCUUUUGAUGAUGAAGAGCGCAAGGAAGUGGAAGAAAUAAUUUCAAACGUUUUCAAAGGUGAGGUCAAACUGUACCCCAGAUAUAUGGCUACGUGGCUCAAACGACAUUUACCAAACGUCUAUCAGAGAAUAAUGAACACCUUUGCUUGUCCAUCAGUGUUCAUGUUUGCAGCCUUCUCACUGACGAAACAUCUUGACUUGGACGGAUUUGUUCGCAUUCCGAAACAUGUCCUCUUUGACAUCUGUGUCUUCCGGACAACAAAACCAAUUAUGAUACUGACUUUCGUGAGUGACACAACAAGGGAGGAGAGUGUUCUCUUUUAUAACGCUCGACUUUCAAAGUUUGCUUUAAGGAGCAUCAAUGAAGACUUGAAGUUGGACCUGUCGGUCGUACAUGGUGUUCUCGGUGAAGAAGAUUGCAUCAGUGAUGACGCAUUCACUGAGAAGAUUGAACAGUUGGAAAGUAAUACCACAGUGUUUGCACUCCCGAUGUCUCUUCAAAUGGACAGUAAUUUACACAGAAAGGUGGUGAAGAGCUUCCUGACACGAUUUGAAGACAGGGAAAGUUCCAAACAGCUUAAGGACAUGACCAAACCGGAGAAAGGCGUUUCUGAUCAAACCAAAUCAGAAAGCUGCCGCCACCACAACUGCAUCUAUCGGACUAUGUAUCAGAAACUGCUGACGAAGCUUAAAAGGAGAGAUCAAGGUGUGUGUGUGUCUCUUUCACAUCAGACCCGUGAACAUCCGGCGGUUGAACGAUGUCAGACUAUCGCAGCCAUCCAAAUAAAAAAACAAGGUGCCACCUUGAAGAUUCAUCCUUCAAUGAAGCCAUCAGUGCCAUCAAGUUCUGGUUUUGGUACUUACAUAAAUGAAACAGACAUCGAAUCCGAGGAACUGGAUGUUUUGAGGGAUGAUGAUUCUUUUAUUUUGGAGGACGAGAUCAAGAAAUUAAGACGUGAAGUAAGGCAGUUAGCAGCAGAACUAAAGGUCUUGGGUUGGAGAACUGUUCCAACUACACUUGCAGCUGGUUCAGAUACAGUGGACAAAGGCUGUAACCUGUCCUUGAAAGAUGCUGAUGGCGAUAAUGUUCUUCAUCUGGCCUGUAUAAGUGGAAAUAUUGACAUUGUCAGGUAUCUCCUUUCCAGAGAUGACAUUGACAAAGACAGAAGAGGGAAAUAUGGCGACACUGCUGUGUAUGGACGUAAAAAAAUAUUUGACCUGUUCGUUUCCAGAGGAUGCAUGUUAUCACUUCAGUCAGAAAACUUUGAUAACAUUUUACAUGUAGCUUGUAUUGGUGGCAAUGCUUCAAUCGUCAAGAAACUUCUAGAAAAGGAAGAAGCACUCAUCAACAGCAGAGGCCAACAUGGGAAAACCCCAGUGAUGGUAGCAGCACAGCGAGGUGACGCAGAACUGUUCAAUGUCCUUGUUGAAUAUGACUGUGAUUUGUCAAUUCGCGACGAUGACAAUAACUGUGUCCUCCAUGUGGCGUGUAUCGGUGGCAGUGCCACUUUAGUCAGCAGAUCAUCUCGAGAAAAUACUUUGGCGUUGGUGUGA
Molecule: messenger RNA, 1809 nt
Organism: Haliotis rubra (blacklip abalone)
Lineage: Eukaryota; Metazoa; Mollusca; Gastropoda; Lepetellida; Haliotidae
Exons: 11
Coding region: 4-1809 (601 amino acids)
Molecular function (GO): protein binding
Source: RefSeq, a predicted model, not a curated record